Messenger RNA from Podarcis muralis (Common wall lizard), 1105 nucleotides. The record is from RefSeq and is a predicted model, not a curated record. Lineage: Eukaryota; Metazoa; Chordata; Lepidosauria; Squamata; Lacertidae.
AAGGGGAGUGGAGGCUGGAAUUCUACGUAUACAUGUUUGUGAAGUUUAGAGUCUGUGGUGCCUUUCUAGUCAAUGGGAUUUUUGAUCUUUCUACAAAUAUGGAAAGCCAUCUUUGUUCAUCAUGCUGCCUUGGCUGUUUGACCAUGUGAGUCAUCGCUUGGAUUUUUAUUUUUGCCGCUUGCAAAAGAAAAAUGAAACUUCCCAACAAUGGUGGAAUAAACGUUUCCUGUUUCUGGAAGAUGGCUUUCAGCCUCUCCUUAAUAUUUGGUGUGCCUCGCUCUCAAGCUGCAAGUUGCUCUGUUGGCUAUAUUAAUCUAACCCUUGACAGUGAGAAGUGGGCCAUAUCAGUAGCACAAAAUCCAGCUUCCUUUGAGGAGGACCUCCCUUCAAAGAAGAUGAUAGGGCUGUUGGUGAAGUUAAAGAUGCCCACAGAAGCUAAAGGUGCCUACAUCAUGGGAGCUAAGUUCAGUACACCACCGGACACUGAGUCCUGGAUAGCCUUCGUUGCAAGAGGAGGUGAUGCUUCUGAAAGGAGAAGAAAGGCACCGGUAGGAGAAGGUGCCACAGGUGUUGUUAUUUAUGACCAUUCGCAUCCAGACAGAGAGAUUCUCAUUUUGACUUGCGACGACGCCUGCGAUAUUGCCACCAUCAUGAUUAGCAGCCUGAAAGGAAACCCAAUUUUGCAGUUGAUUAAGGAUGGUAUCCAGGUCACUGCUGUAAUCGAAGUGGGAGCUAUGCAGUGCUUCUACAAGAUCUACCUGUGUUUGUUCUUCCUCCUUUUGGCAUUUGUUGGCUGCGCAGCAUUGUGCUGUACUCCGGGGCAGACUGGGGCAAGACAAGAAGAGAGGAGUGUCAGGGCAGCAAAGGCGGAACUCCGCAAAGCUGUAGAUUUGCUCGAGCUGCGCAAGUUGAAAAGGAACGAAACGGAUCUCGCAGGAGAGACCUGUGUGGUGUGCUUGGAGACAUACAAGCCGAGAGAGGUAGUGCGUAUUUUAACCUGCCGGCACGUCUUCCACAAAAGGUGCAUUGAUCGCUGGUUGCUAAAGCGUGGCAUUUGCCCUAUUUGCAACCAUGCUGUUAUCCAAAGGAACUGAGAGGGACGAAA